AUGUUUUUGUUUAAGAAAAAGAAUAUAGACAAAUCCAAAGCACCAUCAAAUAAAAAACUAAAUUCAGUCUCAAAUGCACAAAAUGGCUUGGAAACAAAAUUAGAUAGAAAAACAUCGGAAGAUUCUGAAAAUAGUUCUAAAGAUAAAAAACUUUUUAAUAUUAAAAAAUUAAAAAUAUUUUCUCGAUCUAAAAAUAAAGAUAUACCAAAAGAUAAUAACAAAAUAAAUGUGAAUAAUAAUGAACAUAAUAAUAUAAAAAAUUUAAAAUUAAUUAACAAUAAAAAUGGGUUGUCUAUUAAAGGAAAUGCUUCCCCCGAUAUAUUGCACAAGGAUAGUCCAAUUUUCCCAAAAAGUCAACUCAGUAAAUCAAGCACAAAAAGUGAAAGCAUAAGAAGUGAAAGCAUAAGAAGUGAAAGCAUAAGAAGUGAAAGCAUAAAAAGUGAAAGUAUAAAAAGUGAAAACAAAAAAAGUGAUAGCAUAAAAAGUGAUAGCAUAAAAAGUGAUAGUAUAAAAAGUGAAAACAAAAAAAGUGAUAGCAUAAAAAGUGAUAGUAUAAAAAGUGAAAGCAAAAAAAGUGAUAGUAUAAAAAGUGAAGGUUUAAAAAGCAAAAAAUUUGGAAGCAUUUUCUCAAAAUCAAAAUCAUUCUUGUCUUUAAAUUCAGAUAAAAUGUCUUCUUCAUCAAAUGAAAAAAUAGAGGCCAAGACAAAGAAAGAAAAUAGUGUAACAUUAAAUUCGGUGGGUUCAAAAGAUUCCAAAAUAAAUAGCAAAGAAUUAAAUAAAAAUGAAAAAAGUAAAAAUUCUACAAUUAUGGAAAAAUUAACCUUAAAAAAAAUAUUUAAAUCGCCAUUUAAUAACACAACUAAAAAGACCCCAGAAAAUAACAAUAUAAAUGAAAUAACAGAUUUAAAAGAAAAAUUUAAGCAUGCAAAAAGUAUAUUUGAUAAAAAAAUUGCCCCUAAAAAAUCUAUUAAUAGUUCAAAUAGUAAAGACGACGAAGAUCCUAGUGAAAAAAGCAUAGUUCAAAAAAUUGAAGCCUUUAAUCUUAUAAAUCAAAAAAAAAAUGCAAAAAAUAAGAAUUUUUUUAUGAAAAAAAAACCAACUCUUAAUAAAGGCGACCCAAAAUUAAUCUUAAAAAAAAAAAGUAGUAAUAAUACAAAUUUAUUAAAUAAAGAACCAAGUGUAAACAAUAUGCAACCUCCUACAUCAACAAUUAUGUCUUCUGAAAUAAAGGAAAAGAAAAAAGACCUAGUAGAAAGAGCUAAUAAAAUUGAAAAUAAUCAACUUAAAGUAUCUAAAGAUUUAAAUAAUACAAAUGAUGAGUUAUAUAUAGGAAACCCUCAUACUAACCACAUUAUAAACAAACAAAUAAUGUUCAACGUUGAUCCCCCUUUUCUCUUUAAUGAGAAUUCAUUCGCUUUAUGCCCUAUCAUGCCUAUUGGUGACAUAAUUGAAAUGAUACAUACAAUAUAUGAACACAAUAGAGAGGAGUCAAUUAAAAAGAUGAACAAUUGCAAAGAAAAUAAUCAAAAGAUAUCGAGCACUUUGAUGGUUGCCCUCGGCGCCUUAGACGGAGACGAUGACUCGCUUACUUCCAAUUUGAACAAACGGAUGGAAUUGCAAAAGCAAAAUUUAAAGGAGGCAUAUGAAGUUGUUGAGUCAAUAAAUGAAAAUUAA
Molecule: messenger RNA, 1674 nt
Organism: Plasmodium vinckei vinckei
Lineage: Eukaryota; Apicomplexa; Aconoidasida; Haemosporida; Plasmodiidae
Product: conserved Plasmodium protein, unknown function
Exons: 4
Coding region: 1-1674 (557 amino acids)
Source: RefSeq, a predicted model, not a curated record